GGGUUUACCGGAGUGUCUCUCUCAGAGCUCUUCUCGGUAACCCACUUCAUCCUGCCCUUAUCUCCGCGGAAAGGGCCCCGAACCGUGCCUCGGAGCGAGCGUCCACCGGAGUUGGCACGCCCCUCCGCACCCCGCUGAGGCUCGGCGAGGACCCGGCCGGAGCUGCCGUCGCCUCGUCGCCAUGGCGCCCACCAUCCAGACUCAGGCCCAGCGGGAGGAUGGCCACAGGCCCAAUUCCCACCGCACUCUGCCUGAGAGGUCUGGAGUGGUCUGCCGAGUCAAGUACUGCAACAGCCUCCCUGACAUCCCCUUUGAUCCCAAGUUCAUCACCUACCCCUUCGACCAGAACAGGUUUGUCCAGUACAAAGCAACGUCUCUGGAGAAGCAGCACAAACAUGAUCUUCUGACUGAGCCAGACCUGGGGGUCACCAUCGACCUCAUCAACCCUGAUACCUAUCGCAUCGACCCCAAUGUACUCCUAGAUCCAGCUGACGAGAAGCUUCUGGAAGAGGAGAUUCAGGCCCCUACCAGCUCUAAGAGAUCCCAGCAGCACGCGAAAGUGGUUCCAUGGAUGCGAAAGACAGAAUACAUCUCCACUGAGUUCAAUCGUUACGGCAUUUCCAAUGAGAAGCCUGAGGUCAAGAUUGGGGUUUCUGUGAAGCAGCAGUUCACGGAGGAAGAAAUCUACAAAGACCGGGAUAGCCAGAUUACGGCAAUCGAGAAGACUUUUGAGGAUGCCCAGAAAUCAAUAUCCCAGCAUUAUAGCAAGCCCCGCGUAACACCUGUGGAAGUCAUGCCUGUCUUCCCAGACUUUAAGAUGUGGAUUAACCCAUGUGCUCAAGUCAUCUUUGACUCAGACCCAGCCCCUAAGGACACAAGUGGAGCUGCUGCACUGGAAAUGAUGUCUCAGGCCAUGAUCAGGGGCAUGAUGGAUGAGGAGGGCAAUCAGUUUGUGGCCUACUUCCUGCCGGUGGAUGAGACACUGAAGAAGCGAAAGCGGGACCAAGAGGAAGAGAUGGACUAUGCCCCAGAUGAUGUGUAUGACUACAAGAUUGCUCGGGAGUACAACUGGAAUGUGAAGAACAAAGCUAGCAAGGGCUAUGAGGAAAACUACUUCUUCAUCUUCCGAGAGGGCGAUGGGGUUUACUACAACGAGCUGGAGACCAGGGUCCGCCUGAGUAAGCGCCGGGCCAAGGCUGGAGUUCAGUCGGGUACGAAUGCUCUGCUUGUGGUCAAACAUCGGGAUAUGAAUGAGAAAGAACUGGAAGCCCAGGAGGCACGGAAGGCCCAGCUAGAGAACCACGAGCCAGAGGAAGAAGAGGAAGAGGAGAUGGAGACAGAGGAGAAAGAAGCUGGGGGCUCAGAUGAAGAACGAGAGAAGAGCAGCAGUGAGAAGGAGGCCAGUGAGGACGAGCGCUCAGAGCACUCUGGCAGUGAGAGUGAGCGUGAGGAAGGUGACAGGGAAGAGGCAAGCGACAAGAGCGUGAGUGGCGAGGAGGAAAGCAGUGAGGAUGAGGCGCGAGCCGCCCGGGACAAGGAGGAAAUCUUCGGCAGCGAUGCAGAUUCGGAGGAGGAUGCGGACUCGGAUGAGGAGGACAGAGGACAGGCCCGUGGCAGCGACAAUGAUUCUGAUAGUGGCAGUGAUGGGGGUGGCCAGCGCAGCCGCAGUGCCAGCCCUUUCCCCAGUGGCAGCGAGCACUCGGCCCAGGAUGGCAGCGAGGCGGCAGCGUCCGAGUCCAGCGAGGCUGACAGUGACAGUGACUGAGUCCCAGGCUGUAGGCUGGCACCCAUGCAGGAAGGCACUUUGCCAGUUACUUGCUUGCCAGCCCUCGGUGGCAUCUGUUUCCCUCCCCUGAGCCUUUGUUAAUAAACUACACUUUCCCUCCUGA
Sorex fumeus (smoky shrew) is the source of this 1889-nucleotide messenger RNA. It is a transcript of the gene PAF1, whose product is annotated as PAF1 homolog, Paf1/RNA polymerase II complex component. Gene Ontology annotation, cellular component: Cdc73/Paf1 complex. Gene Ontology annotation, molecular function: chromatin binding; RNA polymerase II complex binding. The transcript has 14 exons. The record is from RefSeq and is a predicted model, not a curated record. Gene Ontology annotation, biological process: transcription elongation by RNA polymerase II. The coding region runs from base 182 to 1765 and encodes 527 amino acids. NCBI's taxonomy places the organism in Eukaryota, Metazoa, Chordata, Mammalia, Eulipotyphla, Soricidae.